Parnassius mnemosyne (clouded apollo) is the source of this 1191-nucleotide messenger RNA. The record is from the annotation of a GenBank genome assembly. Lineage: Eukaryota; Metazoa; Arthropoda; Insecta; Lepidoptera; Papilionidae.
AUGUUUAAUUACAAAUAUCUCAGCAAUGAGCAUUUAGAGGGAUUUGAUAAUUACAAGUAUAUGGCAAAGGACACAAGUCCCCUCAGUGUCUAUGUUAUGCACCCAUUUUGGAACAAAGUUGUAGAGUUCGUACCGCGCUGGGUUGCUCCAAACGUCCUCACAUUUGCCGGCUUCCUCCUGACCGUGUUCGACUUCGUGCUACUCUCGUACUACGACUAUGACUACACGGCUGCGAGCGCCGCUGUGCGGAACGUGACCAUCGCCGACCAGCCCCUGAACGGUCACCCUGAGGUCAUACCGCAGCGGCUGUGGUACUUGCUGGCUGCGUUCCUGUUUCUCGCGUAUACUUUAGAUGGUAUCGAUGGCAAACAAGCGCGGAGGACGCAGACCUCCGGCCCGCUCGGGGAGCUCUUCGACCAUGGGCUGGACUCCUAUUCGGUGUUCUUCAUACCGGCCUGUCUUUACUCCAUCUUCGGACGUUGGGAUUUCUCCAUAUCGCCUAUAAGAAUUUAUUACGUGAUGUGGAAUUUACUUCUCAACUUCUAUCUGAGCCACUGGGAGAAGUACAACACUGGUGUUCUCUUUCUGCCUUGGGGAUACGAUUUUAGCAUGUGGGCUUCAACGUUCCUCUUCCUUUGGACAGGGGUACAUGGCACGGGGUAUUUCAAGCGGUAUAUAUUUGGUAGCUACACGCUUGCAAACGGGUUUGAAUGGCUGAUCUACGCGACGGGCGUUUUCACCAAUCUACCAGUGGCCUUAUACAAUACUUACUUAUCGUACAAGUUGAGGACCGGUAAAAUGCGUUCGUUUAGUGAAGCAGUACGACCGCUGUGGUCUAUCUUGACAGUGUUCUUAGUAACAACCUUUUGGGUUCACAAGUCUACGCUACUGCCUGAUUAUGAUCUCCGAGCUGUAUUCCUUCUCAUCGGAACUAUAUUCAGUAAUGUUGCUUGUCGACUGAUAGUGAGCCAAAUGAGCAACCAGCGCUGUGAGGCGGUCAACUGGCUGACCUGGCCGUUGUCUAUGGCCGCACUGUUGUCUCUGGUCGCGCCAAGCUACGAGUUGCCAGCUUUCUACGCGCUCACUGUAUUCAGUGUUGCAGCCCAUGUGCAUUACGGUGCUUGUGUUGUACGACAAAUGUGCAAUCACUUCAGAAUAAACUGUUUCCAUAUAAAACAACGUUCAGAUUGA